AUGCUCGCGUGCAUAGUUGGGAUGAGGCCCCUCGAUCUCUCCCCAGCCCCCGUCCUCUUCUUCAUUCUCCUCCUCUCCUCUUCUCCUUCUGUGCUCUCCUCCUCCCUCUCAGAUCAGUCAGCCGAUGCCGUCAGAGCGCUGGAGUGGGAGAUCCGCAGCAUCAAGCAGAGCCUCUCCGCUACCCUCGACGAGCUUCGAAGCCUCAACGCCUCUGUCACCUCCUCGCCGCAGCUUCCUUGGGGUAACCUCACCUCCAGCGUAGUUCGCUGCUCCCUCCCCUACAACUGGUCUCAGAUCGUCAACAAAGAGGACGAGGGAAGAGUUCAGAUCGGAGGCCUUGGCCACCUCAUGCAGAUGGACAGGUACGAGGUCUGGGUCUGCGACUACGACAACCGCUGUGUGCAGCAGGCAGGAGACGCCAUGUGCUUCGUCUUCGACGAGGUGCAGGAAGUCUUCCUCCCGUGGGCUGCCUGCGCUCUGACCUCUCCUCGUGCGCUGACCCCCAGCCUCCUCCAGCAAGGCCCCUUCCAGCCCGACCUGGCCCUCUCCAACAUCCUCGCCAAGCUCAAGGCCCUCCAGCAGGAGAUCCGCUCGGGGGGAUGCGGGGGGUCGUGCGUGAGCCAGCAGCAAGUGCAGCAGCUGCUGGACCAGUACUACCUGGAGCCCGGCUACCUGUGGAGCGCCGGCAGCUUUAGCGAGUGCAGCAGCCUGUGCGGCAGCGGAGUGGCGAGGAGAAGCAUCACGUGCAUCUCGAAGCUCCUCGAGCAGGUCGAGGACGUUCGCUGCUCCAACCGCUCGAGGCCUCUGGCGGAGGUUCCCUGCCUCAACCUCUCCCAGUGCUCCUACGAGUGGGAGGUCGGCCCCUACAGCGAGUGUCUCACGGGCUGCGGCCAAGGCCUUCGCCGUCGCCCCGUCUCAUGCCGGAGGAGCGACGGCGUCACCGUCGAGGCAGCCAAGUGUGUGGGAUCAGCUCCCGUCAGCGAGGAGCCUUGCGCCAACUUCUCCUCCUGCUCCUACCGAUGGACCCCCUCCGCCUGGGAAGCAUGCUCCAGCACCUGCGGGCCUGGCUUGCAGUACCGGUCGGUGAUGUGCGUGCGGUCGGACGGGGUGGAGGUGGGGGAGGGGAUGUGCGAGGGGUCGAAGCCGAGGACCUUCCAAGCCUGCACGGGAGCGUCGGGCUGUAACUACACCCUGAUCAACGAGUGCGCCGCUCAUACCGACAACUGCGCGACCCACGCGAGCUGCAUCGACACCUACUCGAGCUUCGAGUGCAGCUGCAAGCCAGGGUACGUGGGGUCCGGGACCGUGUGCGAGGACGAAGACGAGUGCGUGACGCAGACAGGCUUGUGCGAUGCGGGGAGGACGUGCGUCAACACGGAGGGGAGCUUCGAGUGCUUGUGCAAGGAGGGCUUCUACCUGGACACGGCGUCGCCCUCGGGCUCCUGCGUCGCCUGUCCCGCGGGCCUCUACACCUCCGGGCUCGGGCAGACGUCUUGCAGCUCGUGCGCGCCCGGCUACUACGGGACGGCAGACAGCAGCUGCAGCGCGUGCCCUCCCGGGUCGUCGUCAGCGGCGGGAAGCCAGCGGGUGACGGACUGCCAGUGCGAGUACGGCUUCUCCGGGACCAUCUCGAGCGCUGCCGACCGCUGCUCGCCCAUCUUCUCCAACGUCGAGGAGCAGUCGCGCUGGCUCAGGCUGGGAGCGUCGGGCAUGUCAUGCGCUCAGACGUGUGCGGCAGAAGGGAAGACGUGCGUGAGCUCGGCGAUCAACCAGAUCGACAACGAGGAGGCGAUGCGAUCGGCCGUGAAGGCGGCGAGCAUCGCGUCCGAUCGACGGAUCCGGGGAGCGAUGACGGAGCCGCAGCAGAGGCCGGGGGGCCUUCACUUGCGGGUGAGCGCGGGAGCUCACGAGCAGGGAGGAGACGGACUGCAGGACCUGACGGCGAGCAGGGGGCACGUGAAGCGUCGACGAUACGUAGAGCACGGGGCUACCAACUUUCCUCUUGUACCUCAGUCAGGUCCUAACGCAGGGCGAACUUGUUGUGAUAUCACUCAGAACUUCUAUGUGGAUGUGCCUGUGGAGCUGCAGAGCUCGAGGAUGAUAGCGGUCAGCGUAACUGUCGAGGGUGCUGACAAAGGAAAUGUAGUUCAACUAGCAAAAGUCGGAUAUGGAAGCAUAGUAUCUCCUUUCUACACCACGACUCCUUUGAGUCAGCUCAACGGCAGGAUUGAUCUCCCUCUUCAGAAAGCUGUCGGAAGUCAAGUCGGACCCAUCGCCAUCUACUAUAGAAGCAUCAACUACAACGGGCGAUCGACGUGGAGGAUCUCGGUCGGAGAGAUGAGGGACGAGAGCGAGGAGCCUCUGAGGGUCAUGUCGGAUGGCAAGCUCAAGUACGUCAACGGCUCCUUCUAUGACGUCGUCUCCUUCCCCCCCAUGAGCAUCCCGGGCCCUGUCUUCACCCUCUGCUCCAUCUCUCGCUACAACGGUGAUAUGAGGAACAGAAUCCUGAAAGCCAAAGACGAACAGUUUGUGCAUGGUCACUGGAACGGAGGACGAGGACAGGCCUACUACGACGGCUCUUGGAUCCUUCAGCAGGACUUGAGCGCGACAGCAGACGCGUGGGUGGUGCUGUGCGGGCAGAACUACUUCGAGGGCAAGUUCUUCCUCAACGGCGUGGAGUAUGAUCAAUCAGCUGGGAGCCUGCCGGGCAACCUUCAGCUCACCAUCAACGACAUCACCUGGGACCCUAAUAUCGGCUAUGUGUUUGAAUAUUCAGACUGGGCGUUGAGCGAGGUAGCGAUCUGGCGAGGAGCGUUGCGAGCAGAUGAGCUGAGAGCCGUGUCGAGUCACUUCAUGCAGAAGCUGUCUGCUGGUAGCUCCGCCCCCUACAACCACACCCUCAACGUCUCCUGCGACUCGAUGGAUGUAGCAAACAACAACAUCGCUCCCUACGUGUCAGACCUCGGCUGUUCCUUCCGCUCUCAGGACACUGAGACAGCUUGCGACGCCAAACUAUAUGGAGCAAGCCGGGUGUGCGUGUGCUCGGCCCCGUGCCUGGAGAACUUCUACGGUCAAGCCGACCAGUGCUUCCCAUGUCCCUUCUACUCUCAGUCGCAGCCCGGCAGCUCCUCCAUCCGCGACUGCUCCUGCGAUCAAGGACGGUACCUCUACGUCAACUCCUCCGACGCUCCCUGGGGCCCCCAGGGCUCCUGCGACUCGUGCCCCGCCAACGCCUGGUCGCCUACCGGCAGCUCCUCGGUCAACCAGUGCCAGUGCAUCGGCGGCUACUACCUGGAUCAGGGGCCCUCCUGCUCCUCCUGCCCGUCAGGCCUCCUCUCGCCGUUCGCGAGCUCGUCGGUGGAGGACUGCAUGUGCGAGGCAGGGAGCUACGGGUCAGCUGGGAACUGCUCGUCUUGCCCCGCCUUCAGCUCGUCGCGAGCUGGAAGCAGGUCGAUCGAAGACUGCUUCUGUCAUGCAGGCUAUGGCGUGAGAGCGACGGGGUACAGCAGGCAGGUCACGUCCCCUCACGACCAGUGCGAGCUGAUCGAGCAAGAGAUCUUCGUUGGCAGUCAGCCAGGAGUCUCAUGCUCGGCUGUCUGCGGGUCGAAGAGCCUGGCGUGUCUAGACGAGGCUCAGCCGGUACUGCUCCCUCAGCCAGACUUGUCUGCCCUUCUCUCUUCCUGGAGCUUACCAGUCUCCGCGAUUGUCGGGACCGACAGCGCGGACGCUCCCUCCUACAACCCCGUCACAGGUCAAGCCUUCUACCGCAAGGGCUUGCCCGGCACUUGUAGCGCCUCUAACGCCAACAACGUCCGAGUAUGUCGAUGCACCUGCGCCAAUAACCAGUACGGCAAGACAGGCAACUGCUCCUCGUGCCCCGCCCACAGCCAGUCCUCCUUCCAAGCUCAGGAUCGGUCGAGCUGCAUGUGCGACUCCGGUUACUUCCUCAACGCCUCGCAGGGAGGCUGCAGCCCCUGCCCCAGCGGCACCUACGCGAGGAGGAUGGAGUGGGUGGAGGGAGACUUCGGCACCAACGGGAGCAUGGGCUGGAGGGGCGCGGACAAGACCUCGAGCUGCGGGGCAUACGGCUCAGUGCUGGGAGGGCUCAACGUGCUGGGCGAGCACGCGAGCGUGAGCAAGACGUUCACGGGCUUGUGCGAGCAUGGCUUCGUGUACGUCAAGAUGCGACUGCUGCUCGUCGACCUGGUGCAGCCGGUGACGCUGCGUCUGUACGUGAACCGCCAGGAGGUCUGGAGCGAGACGGCGGGAGCCAUGGCGUCCUGGCCGUCUGAGUGCGGGAAGAGCGACGGCGACGAGCUGAUCGAGCGUGCGGUGCGAGUGUAUCACACGGAAGACUACGUGGAGGCGAUGAUCCGAGUAGACUACGACUACUGGGAGGUGUCAGCUUCGAGCGCCAAGACGUUCUGGGGGCUCAAGGACUUCUCUCUCUCCAUGCCAUGCGCGAGCUCGACCUCAGCUGACUGCAGCAUGACAUCUCCGUCAGUGCAGUCAUGCUCGGAUGUCACGGGGAGCGGAGGCACAUGCAUGCAGGCAGGCGACUAUCUCUACGUCUACUACAGCUAUGAUUCUCGGACGUGGUGGGACGCGGAGUCGAGGUGCAAUGGGAUAGGAAGAGAAGGACAUCUGGCGUACUUUCCGGAUAUUCAGACAUACCUUGAUGUGACAUCUCGUCUCGGUGUCGGUGUGUCUUACACGUGGAUCGGACUUCGAACUCCAGCAGCAUCAGCGUUUGACUUUCGUUGGGUCAUCGGAGGAUCUCCGAGCUUCUGGGGAGUCAAUGGUGUGCCACCUUCCGGGUACAGUCAGGAUGAGUAUGGUGUGUAUGUGGGAAGCCAGGGGGAAUUGCGUUAUAACCAGAAGAGGGUCCUAGCUCCUAGUGCGAUAUUCAAUCACAUCGAUCUUGGGCUCGGCUGUUCUGAUAGCAGCAACUGCUUGUAUUGGUUCGCAUUCAGCAAUUAG
Messenger RNA from Guillardia theta CCMP2712, 4980 nucleotides. RefSeq lists its product as hypothetical. Lineage: Eukaryota; Cryptophyceae; Pyrenomonadales; Geminigeraceae. Gene Ontology annotation, molecular function: calcium ion binding. The record is from RefSeq and is a predicted model, not a curated record. The transcript is spliced from 15 exons. The coding region runs from base 1 to 4980 and encodes 1659 amino acids.